AAUGCAAAGCAGUUCCACUCAUCGGAACACCAUUUAAAAUGUCGAAAAUUUAGACAAAAUUUUGAAACGAAGUGUAAAAUGCAAGAAAUUCUUUGCCCAAAUUCAGAUGGAAACAGCGCAAAAACUUUAACCACUGAUAAAGUGCCAAGUGAUGUAGUGCUGCAAGUUGGUAAUUUAGAAAAUAAUCAGAUGUGUAGGAUUUGUUAUAGCGGUCCGAGUAGAGAACGACUCUUGAGACCUUGUAAAUGUAAAGGUACGAUAGAAUACGUCCAUCGAAAUUGUUUGGAGAGGUGGCUUGAAACAACGAAUUAUGAGGCGUGUGAACUUUGCCACCAUCAUUUUACUACUCGAAGAACAAGAAAGAGUUGCUGGGAAUGGUGGAAACAAGAAGAUACUCAGAAUGACAGAAGAAACUUGGCAGGAGACUGUACAUGCUGCCUAUUUCUAACUCCAUUAGGCGUUGCCACUUUUUGGUUAUGCAUUGAAGGUGCUGUGUAUUAUUUCAAGGUGAAAAACUCAACAGUGGAAACAGUUGCCCUAGUGAUACUGGCGAUAUUCCUAAUUUUUGCCUAUUUCACAUGGAUUGUCUUAUGCGCACGAUAUCAUAUCAUGAUUUGGAGAAGAUGGAGAAAUCGUAGCUGGAACGUGCAAGUGGUUGACAGACAAUCAUCACUAGAAUCUUCACCAGUAACUUCAGAAGAAUCUCUUACAUUACAAUCUACUCCUGGUGCAAUACUUCUACUGGAGCCUUUAAUUCCAGUUGUACAGGCAGACAGAUCUCAUGCAGGUCACAGUACAGACUCUGAGCCAUCCCCACCAGCGUCCAACAUCCAGUACAUCACAAUCACUAGUCGCGUAACAACAGUUUGAGGCAUGAAUGAAAUAAAAUGUAACAUGGUAGUUUAUACCAAAAAUAUUUGAUAUUUAUAAACUGUGUAUAUAUUGUAAGAGGUAUUUGUGUG
Messenger RNA from Parasteatoda tepidariorum (common house spider), 962 nucleotides. RefSeq names its product E3 ubiquitin-protein ligase MARCHF2. Gene Ontology annotation, biological process: protein ubiquitination. NCBI's taxonomy places the organism in Eukaryota, Metazoa, Arthropoda, Arachnida, Araneae, Theridiidae. The record is from RefSeq and is a predicted model, not a curated record. Gene Ontology annotation, molecular function: ubiquitin-protein transferase activity; zinc ion binding.